CGCACUGCUUUCGGGGCGUCAGCCUGGUGGUCCUCACAGAGGUUGGCGGCCGGGAGACACAAGGGGCCCCCCCGCGGAAGUGGGAGCGAUGGCAGCGCCCAGACAGCCCUAGAAAGUGGGUCUCUGAGCACCCCGGGAGCACACGGCCAUGGCCCCGCCCAGGCCCAGCCAAGCCACGCCCUCCCCAGGCCCCGCCCCUAGCCUUAGGUCCUGUGGCCGCUGGUUCGCACCCCACUUGUCAGCCCUGCCUGCUGUGCCUUUGGAUCGAACGCUUUCAGCGCAGCCGUCGCUCGCCCGCCCGCCCGCCGUCGGACCAAGCCGCCUGCACGCUCGUGUUCUCCCUGCGGUCCGGACACAUAGUAUGAACUUUAGGUGUUUCGUCUCCCAGCCAUUUUCUAUGGAAAAUCAAGGGAAUCGGGCCAUGAUAGCCACUGGCAACUUUGAAGAACGGGACACCUUUAGAGAAGCUUGAUCUUAAGGCCUCAGCGUGAGACCUCAAAGACCUCAAAGCCCCACACCGGAUUCCGGCAGAGUUCCUCUAUCUCGUCUUGCUGAUUGAAGGAUCCCCCUUCUCCAAGUUUUCUCCAUCUUCUGGGAGGUAUCAGGGAAUCUGAACCAUGGUUGGUUUCAAGGCCACAGAUAUGCCUCCUACUGCCACUGUGAAGUUCCUGGGGGCUGGGACAGCCGCCUGCAUCGCAGAUCUCAUCACCUUUCCUCUGGACACAGCCAAAGUCCGCCUGCAGAUCCAAGGAGAAAGUCAAGGGCCAGUGCGCACUGCAGCCAGCGCCCAGUACCGUGGUGUGUUGGGCACCAUCUUGACCAUGGUACGCACUGAGGGUCCACGCAGCCUCUAUAACGGACUGGUGGCUGGCCUGCAGCGCCAAAUGAGCUUUGCCUCUGUCCGUAUUGGCCUCUAUGACUCCGUAAAGCAGUUCUACACCAAGGGCUCUGAGCAUGCUGGCAUUGGGAGCCGCCUCCUGGCAGGUAGCACCACAGGUGCCCUGGCUGUGGCUGUGGCCCAGCCCACGGAUGUGGUAAAGGUCCGAUUCCAAGCUCAGGUCCGGGCUGGCAGUGGUCGGAGAUACCAAAGUACUGUGGAAGCCUACAAGACCAUUGCACACGAAGAAGGGUUCCGGGGCCUCUGGAAAGGGACCUCUCCCAAUGUUGCCCGCAAUGCCAUUGUCAACUGUGCUGAGCUGGUGACCUAUGACCUCAUCAAGGAUGCGCUCUUGAAGGCCAACCUCAUGACAGAUGACCUCCCUUGCCACUUCACUUCCGCCUUUGGGGCGGGCUUCUGCACCACGGUCAUUGCCUCCCCCGUCGAUGUGGUCAAGACGAGAUAUAUGAACUCUGCCUUGGGCCAGUACCACAGUGCAGGCCACUGUGCUCUUACCAUGCUCCGGAAGGAGGGGCUCCGAGCCUUCUACAAAGGGUUCAUGCCCUCCUUCCUCCGCUUGGGGUCCUGGAAUGUAGUGAUGUUCGUCACCUAUGAGCAGCUCAAACGGGCCCUGAUGGCUGCCUAUGCAUCCCGGGAAGCGCCCUUUUGAGCCUCUCCUGCUGCUGACCUGGAUGCCUUAAGGGGGCUCUGGCUUCCUGUCUGCUGGGUCCAACUUCCCUUCCUUCUUCCCUCCUCUUGCCCUACCUUUCCCUCUUUCCCUUCCUUGACACCACCUCUUCCCACUCCCUCCUUCCCCCCCACCACCUUCCCACCUAGUCUUCCCUCGCCUCUGCCUCAGUCCCUAACGACUCUGCCCAAAUCUUUGUCCUGACCCCGAGCCCAGCCAGCCUUCACCCAUAAAGCAAGCUCAACCUUGGUG
Molecule: messenger RNA, 1817 nt
Organism: Nannospalax galili (Upper Galilee mountains blind mole rat)
Lineage: Eukaryota; Metazoa; Chordata; Mammalia; Rodentia; Spalacidae
Gene: Ucp2
Product: uncoupling protein 2
Exons: 8
Coding region: 618-1547 (309 amino acids)
Biological process (GO): mitochondrial transport; response to cold; mitochondrial transmembrane transport
Cellular component (GO): mitochondrial membrane
Molecular function (GO): oxidative phosphorylation uncoupler activity
Source: RefSeq, a predicted model, not a curated record